Messenger RNA from Panicum virgatum (switchgrass), 3716 nucleotides. RefSeq names its product phosphoinositide phosphatase SAC7-like. Gene Ontology annotation, molecular function: phosphatidylinositol-4-phosphate phosphatase activity. Bases 1171 to 2964 code for a protein of 597 amino acids. The transcript has 20 exons. Lineage: Eukaryota; Viridiplantae; Streptophyta; Magnoliopsida; Poales; Poaceae. Gene Ontology annotation, cellular component: endoplasmic reticulum. Gene Ontology annotation, biological process: phosphatidylinositol dephosphorylation. The record is from RefSeq and is a predicted model, not a curated record.
CCACACACGUUUUAAAAAGUCCAUCAGCUGCAGCUAAUAAGUCUACCUUCAAUUCUGUUCUCCUCCACACCGUUCCUCUUCCUCGACGACGCGAGUGGCGGGUCGAGAGCAGCAGCGGAGGGUUUGGGUGCCGGUCGUCUCCGCCCUCCGGCCAGGCCGCUGGAGCUAGGACUGUGUUGGGUGUACGACUGUAUCUGUAUGUCCGCCCCUCCUCGCUUUGUUUCCUCCGCCACCGUAUUUCGUUCCGAGUACCGUGCCGGAGAUCUGCGCAGGCCUAGGCGAGCACUGCAGGAAAAGCAAUCACGACAGCGAGUAGGAGAUAAGAGGCGAGCAUGGCGGCGGAGGCUCUGGAGAGCGCUGUAGCCAGCUGCGCUCACCAAGCUGGGAGAUUGAGGAACCUGUGGCUGUGAGCACGGCGGCGGAGGCUUUCGACAGCACUGUAUACAACAAGCGCAGCGGCGAGCACGGACACCGAGCCACCACAACCUCCGGCGGCCGCUCGUCCUUGGCCGUGUUUGGUUCGGCCAUUCUUUCUUGUAUCUCCAGAGCGCACGUUUUCUAAAAGAAAAUUUAUAUGCAUAGAAUAUUAAAUAAAAUUUAUUUAUAAAAUGUUUUUAGAAAUGAGUGUAAUUUUUCAUGACGAAUUUAAUAACGGUAAUUAAUUGAUGAUUGGCUACAGUAAUACUACAGUACCAUCAUUUAAUCGCGCGGUCCAAGGUCUCAUUAUAUUCUUCAGGGUUCCUAGCAUGACAGUUCUAAAGUUAAUUUUAUAAACUAAUUUUAUUUGAUACCGUAAUUAAUGGUCAAACCUCGUUCUAAAAUCUCUGUAAUACAAACCAAACAAGUCCUUGUCUCCACCGGCGCGCAAAACAGCAGCGAGUGGCGCCCACGACGCUCGGGCAUCUGACAGGUGGGGUCCAUUCAUUUUUUAGUCUCCAGGUAUCGUCUCUUGGCGGGGCCGCAUUCAGAAAGACGAGAUAGAUCGUGGGGCGGGCGCAACUUCCGUGUCUGUGCCUCUGUGGGCCCCCGUCCAGCUCCGCUUCGCCCGCCUCAAACGAAGAGUCGCCGCCCCGCUCCGGCGACCUGUACAGCGGCGAACCUCCCAGCGAUCCGGGGUGACCGGCUAGCCGCAGCAGGGGGGGACCUUCUCAUUGCCGCGGUUAUCCCGCCAUGGAUGGGACAAAUGAUGGAAGCCCUUCAUCUAAACUUCAUACAAGACUGAGGCUUUGGGAGUUUCCUGACUGUUAUAUAUUUGAACCAAUUGAUGGCCUUGCUGACUUGUUCUUGUCAGUUAGCCGAGCCAAUGCAACAAUGAAUCUGGUUGAAGCACUGCCGCCACGUGGAUCAUCGACACCUAAAGUUCAAACAGUUUAUGGUGUGAUAGGAGUGCUCAAGCUUGCAGUUGGAUCAUAUUUUCUGGUGAUCACAGACCGUGAUUGCGUGGGGUCCUACUUGGGGCACGCCAUUUUUAAAGUGACAGGACUAAAAGUUCUUCCCUGCAACAAUGCACUUAACACAACUUCUGCCGAGCAGAAAAAAAUGGAAAGUGAAUUCUCGGAACUCCUGGAUGCUGCAGAGAGGACUAUCGGCCUUCACUUCUCCUAUGAUAUCAACCUUACUCUCUCUGCACAAAGGCUACAUGAACAUGGUGAUGAAUAUAAAUCACUUCCCCUGUGGAGACAGGCAGAACCAAGAUUUCUAUGGAACAGUUACUUGUUGGAACCUCUAAUUGAGAACAAGCUGAACCAGUACUUAUUGCCAGUAAUUCAAGGCAGUUUUCAAAACAUACAUGCAGAAGUGGGGUCAGAAAAGGUAAAUGUGACCCUUAUUGCACGUAGGUGUACGCGGAGGAUAGGUACUCGGAUGUGGAGACGAGGAGCUGAUGCAGAGGGUUAUGCUGCAAACUUUGUUGAAACAGAGCAGAUAAUGCAGUCAAAAGGAUUUACAGCAUCGUAUGUACAAGUUCGAGGUUCUAUGCCAUUCUUGUGGGAGCAGAUUGUUGAUUUGACAUAUAAACCUAGCUUUGACAUUGUUAGACAGGAGGAGGCGCCUCGUGUGCUUGAGCGGCACUUUCAUGAUUUGCGAAAGAAAUAUGGAGCUGUCUUGGCUGUAGAUCUUGUCAAUACGGGUGGCGGUGAAGGUCGCCUCCGUGAAAGAUAUGCAAAAUCUAUUGAACCUAUUCUCAGUGAAGAUGUAAGAUAUGUGCACUUUGACUUCCACAGAGUUUGUGGUCAUAUUCACUUUGAACGCCUUUCUCAGCUGUAUGAGCAGAUCAAAGACUAUCUUAAGAAACAUAGGUACUUCCUUAUAAAUGAUAAAGGUGAGAAAAUUGAGGAGCAGACUGGCACUGUCAGAACAAAUUGUAUAGACUGUUUGGAUCGCACCAAUGUGACUCAGAGCAUGAUUGGGAGAAAAAUUCUGGAGAGCCAACUCCAACAGAUAGAAGUUCUUGGUGUUAAUGAUACAAUAAGCAAUCAUCCAGCCUUUGAUACAAAUUACAAAGUUUUGUGGGCAAACCAUGGAGAUGCAAUAAGCAUUCAGUACUCUGGAACUCCUGCUCUGAAGGGAGAUUUUGUUCGGUAUGGGAAGCGAACUACUCAGGGAAUUGUGAAUGAUUUGCGGAAUGCGCUUGCAAGAUACUACUUGAAUAACUUUGUUGAUGGGACUAAGCAGGAUGCCAUGGACCUUCUUCAAGGACAUUACAUGACAUCUGUUAGUCGAGACAUGGCGGUGCCAAGAAAAGGAGGACUUCUAGAGAAUUAUGCGUCCUUCCGCCUUGCUUUUGCAUUGGUUAUGGGAGCUCUGAUGUUCAUGAUGAUGUCACUAAGACAUGCCCGGAAUGACGUUCGCCAUUUGUUGCUGUCACUUCUGUGGGCUGGUCUUUGUAUUGGCAUCACACAUUUUGUCAGAGCCAAUGGUCAAACAUUCACUAAUCGACCUCGGUUUCACCAGUCACGCCAUUGAUAGGUGCAAAGCAAUCAUUUGGCUCAUCAAUUUCAGGCGUGGAAAUGCAUUACCUGUUUGUCCAUUCAACGCCUGCAAACUGUCGUAAAUUUCGUUGGCUUUCUUGAAGUCCUGCUGAAGCAUUUGCCAGAGUGGUUGCUGUCUAAAAGAAAUGCAUUUUAUCUGCCAAACUAGUGUCUGAUCGAGUAUGCCAACUGCAUCUGUAUUGCAUUUGUACUGUGCCUUGUCAGCUCUUUCUGCCCCAGCAACUUGUCCGGCCUGCACUUGUAAAAGCUCGUGUGCCUUUGUUGGCAAGUCCCCUUCUUCCCCUCUACCUGAUUUUACUUGACCAUGACACAAGGCCUGUAUUCUCCUGCUUCGCUCCUGGUUGGUGUUUGAAGUAGAAGCCAAGACAGCCCGGGAACCAUGUCUACUUUAACGUCAUUUGCAUUGGGUUCCCAUCAGUGAUCGCGGCCUCACCUGCAGUGGCAGCACGUUCACCCCAUAGUCACAUGAUUCGGGGUUGAUGCCUCGUCCCACGACUCGGGAACGCCGUUCUGAUUCGAAGAAGGUCAGUGUCCUAUUUAAGGUUGGAUCGCGUCCCAAUUUAAGAGGGGUCGCAGUCCCAUUGCUAGCAGAUUUAAUUGGGAUAAGAAGGUUAUCGAUAGCGGAUUGGGGUGGUUUUUGUUAGAUAAUGAGCUGAAUACAUGUAGUAUGGUCUAAAUGUACUCUUUUCUACAUUUCUUAUAUGCUUGUGCAGAUUAGUUUUUUCA